AUGAACUUCAUUAGGACCUUGGCCACUAGAUCUGCGGCAAAGUUUCAGGACGUGGUGAUAAUUGGUGGGGGUCCAGCUGGGCUCACCCUUUUAUCGGCGUUGAAAACCUCACCAAAACUUAAACAUUUGCAAUGCACCUUGGUAGAAGGGCAAUCGUUGGACCCUGUACGAGAGUUUGAAGUCAAUCCCCCAGAAAACUACACCAAUAGAAUAGUUUCAUUGACUCCAAAAUCAAUCGAAUUUAUGCAAAACCGCAUUGGCAAUUGGGAGUAUGCCCAUCAAGACAGAAUUCGCGAAUACGACGGGAUUAUUGCUUACGAUUCGCAAGAUGCUUCAGCACGAAUCGAGCUUGACGUAACUUCAAUUGGCAAGGACACCCUAGCAACAAUGUGCGAAGUUAUUAAUAUCCAAAGUUCAUUAUUGAGAAAAUUGGAAGAAUUGUCAGCGCAUGAAACAAGCGGCAUUGAAAUUUUGGACUCUACUAAAGUGACUGAAAUUAUCAAUCCGUUGGAAGAAACACAAGAUUUGGAGAAUCAUGAUUUAAACCAGCCUGACGCUUCAAUAGGGAACCCAAAGUUGGACUGGCCAAUAGUGAAGUUAUCGAAUGGAGAAUCGAUACAAACGAGAUUGUUGAUUGGUGCUGAUGGCUACAACUCCCCCGUUCGUAAGUAUGCACAUAUCGAAUCCAGAGGUUGGCAAUAUAAUAGGUUUGGAGUAGUUGCUUGUAUAAAAUUACAAUACGAGGAUUUUAGAUCGGUUGGGUGGCAACGUUUCCUCACUACUGGCCCUUUGGCCAUUUUGCCAUUAACAGAGGAUAAUGCCACGAUUGUUUGGUCUUCUACUCCAGAACUCAGCAGUUUAUUGUUGAAGGUGAAUGAGGCAAUUUUUCCUCACUUGAUAACUGCGGCAAUGGUGUUGGAGGAAGUAGAUUUAAAUUACAUUUACAGUGUAUUGGAGGAAGACCCCAAUGAUUUUUCCGUACUAAAAGAUAUUGAAUGGAGGUUGGGCAAGUUUGACUCAAGAACAUUGGAAGAAAAAUAUCCAUUACCCGUAUUAGAGCUUGUACCCAACACCAGAGCUAGAUUUCCAUUGAAGAUGUCGCACGCGGACACUUAUAUCGCCCCAAGAGUGGCUCUUGUGGGUGAUGCUGCUCAUACAAUCCAUCCUCUUGCAGGACAGGGCUUGAACAUGGGUCAAUCUGAUGUAGCUGCUUUGGUGGACGCCUUAGAGCAAGGUUCCAGUAGGGGCAUGGACUUGGGUUCGACUUUAGUGUUGGAACAGUAUAAUGCAAACGCCUGGCCUGCAAAUCAUGCUAUGUUGGGAAUAUGUGACAAGCUACACAAGAUUUUUUCAACUGAUUUUUACCCGCUAGUUCUUGCUAGAGGUGCAGGAAUGAAAGGAUUGAACAUGUUUGGUAGUGUUAAAGACGUCAUGAUGAAAUUGGUGAGUGGUAGAUGA
Molecule: messenger RNA, 1458 nt
Organism: Lodderomyces parapsilosis
Lineage: Eukaryota; Fungi; Ascomycota; Pichiomycetes; Serinales; Debaryomycetaceae
Gene: COQ6
Product: putative N,N-dimethylaniline monooxygenase
Exons: 1
Coding region: 1-1458 (485 amino acids)
Biological process (GO): ubiquinone biosynthetic process
Cellular component (GO): mitochondrion
Molecular function (GO): FAD binding; 2-octaprenyl-6-methoxyphenol hydroxylase activity; oxidoreductase activity, acting on paired donors, with incorporation or reduction of molecular oxygen, NAD(P)H as one donor, and incorporation of one atom of oxygen
Source: RefSeq, a predicted model, not a curated record